GGCGGAGUGGGGCCAAGGUCCCGAGAGCGGCGGGGCUGGGUUUCCAGUGUCCCUGGGGUUCCGGAGGCCGCGGGCCCGGAGUCCUGGCUUACCGUGAGUCCGCCUGCAGAAGGGCUGCCCGUCAGCUAGGCGCCCAGGAGCUCGUUGGCCCCAACGCGACUGGAAGUUACAGAUGAGAUUGCAGGCAGCCAGCAGGACAGACUGACCACUGUGGAAGCGGGCAGGAGGUGGGUGCCAGGGCAGAAUGUACACGCUGCUGUCGGGGCUGUACAAGUACAUGUUCCAGAAAGAUGAGUACUGCGUUCUGAUCCUGGGCCUGGACAAUGCUGGGAAGACGACUUUCCUGGAGCAGUCGAAAACAAGGUUUAACAAGAACUACAAGGGGAUGAGUCUAUCCAAAAUCACCACCACCGUGGGUUUAAACAUUGGCACUGUGGAUGUGGGAAAGGCUCGCCUCAUGUUCUGGGACUUAGGGGGACAGGAAGAACUGCAGUCAUUGUGGGACAAGUACUAUGCGGAAUGCCAUGGUGUCAUCUAUGUCAUUGACUCCACCGAUGAGGAGAGACUGUCAGAAUCCAAACAGGCAUUUGAGAAGGUGGUUGCAAGUGAAGCGCUGGACGGUGUUCCCAUCCUGGUGCUGGCCAACAAGCAAGAUGUGGAGACCUGCCUUUCCAUCCCUGACAUCAAGACUGCAUUCAGUGACUGCACCUGCAAGAUUGGCCGGCGAGACUGUCUGACUCAGGCCUGCUCUGCUCUCACGGGCAAAGGAGUGCAAGAAGGCAUUGAAUGGAUGGUGAAGUGUGUUGUGCGAAACGUGCACCGGCCCCCACGGCAGAAGGACAUUACCUAAGUACCUGCAGCAUUCCUGUCUGGAUGGUUCGUCCCCUAGUGCUGAAGAAGCAGGCUCCUUUGCCACCGAUCUGGGAACUGAGCUGGCUUUCUUUUCUUUCAUUUAUUUGUUUUGUGUUUUCUCUAAGACAAUUUUUUUCUUUGUGACUGGAGAAGUGUAGGCAUCCAGAGGCUUCUGCUGAGAGACGGGCAUACAGCCACUCCAGGUCUACACAGACCCCACAGACCUGAACCCUGCCUAAUGUUCCCAAGGUCUGGGACCCUUCCAGCCCAGUCAGCGAGGAGGGUUAGGGGCAGUGAGUUCAUCCCCAAGCUUGCCUUCUGGCCUGUUACAAAGUAGAAACUGAGGGUAGCCUGGUAGAAAUGGUUUGGCUCUGGCAGCUGCUCUGUCCAGCUUUACAACCCUGGAGGAGGUAGCCAGGAUGGGUCCUGGAACUGGUCUAGCUAAUGGUUUCACCUUGAGAAAGUCUUAACCCAUAUCCCUAGAGGCCAGCAUCUCCCUUGAAUUUCUUUUUGGUUUUGUUUUUGAGGACAAAGUGUCUAUAGCCCAGGCUGACCUGGAAUCUUUAGUCCUCUUGCCUCUACCUCCUGGGAUUACAGAAGUGGGACAUGCCUGCUUUCUACUUGGUUUUGAGGCAUCCUUGAGACAGUUUCAGAACUCCCUGGACCAGAUUUCCACCACUGGCCCAUUCUCACUUAGCUUUAAUCUCCAGAAAAGAGAGAUGAUGUAGAAAUGCUGAGAGGCCAGGUCCUUCUGGGUGUGCAUGUUCAUAUAACAACCCCCCCCCCCACGCACACACAUACUGGUUAGGUGUUGUCUAGUAAGAACAGUCUGGCCCCUGGCCAACUCAGGUGUUUUGAAUUACGUGUGCUGGAUCUGAGCCCCUAGGGACCAGCAGCCAUGUUGGGGCUGCCAUACUCAAAAAUCCUGUCAGGCUGAGUGCCCUGCCUUCCCAGUGUAUCCAGAGCAAAGUUGUAAAAUAAAGACAGUCUAACUGGC
Molecule: messenger RNA, 1849 nt
Organism: Jaculus jaculus (lesser Egyptian jerboa)
Lineage: Eukaryota; Metazoa; Chordata; Mammalia; Rodentia; Dipodidae
Gene: Arfrp1
Product: ADP ribosylation factor related protein 1
Exons: 8
Coding region: 245-850 (201 amino acids)
Biological process (GO): protein localization to organelle; intracellular protein transport; Golgi to plasma membrane protein transport
Cellular component (GO): Golgi apparatus
Molecular function (GO): GTP binding; GTPase activity
Source: RefSeq, a predicted model, not a curated record